This is a messenger RNA of Pantherophis guttatus, 3182 nucleotides long. RefSeq names its product septin 5 (gene SEPTIN5). Gene Ontology annotation, molecular function: GTP binding. The record is from RefSeq and is a predicted model, not a curated record. Lineage: Eukaryota; Metazoa; Chordata; Lepidosauria; Squamata; Colubridae.
CUGCCAGAUACAGUUAGUCAAAACUGGAUAAGAACUCCCGAAUGGGGGCUGUUUUCCUCAGCGCUUAUCCAUUUAUAGUUUGAUGCCCCUGGGGGCCUUUCUGCACAAUUCCUUCCGAUGGACUCCAUCAUCCUGCAAGAGCAAUUAGUGGAAAAGCUGCUUCUACCCCGCACUCAAACCCAACGGAGUCCGUCUGCCAAGCUGAAGUCUGACCCAUGGCUGCUUAUCUCCCCUUCUCAGGACCAUGAGAAGCAGUAUGUGGGCUUUGCCACUUUGCCCAAUCAGGUCCAUCGGAAAUCGGUGAAGAAGGGCUUCGAUUUCACCCUCAUGGUGGCAGGAGAAUCUGGUCUGGGCAAAUCAACCCUGGUGAACAGCCUCUUUCUGACAGAUCUCUACAAAGACCGAAAACUUCUCAACGCUGAGGAAAGAAUAAAUCAGACGGUAGAGAUUGUGAAGCAUACCGUGGACAUCGAAGAGAAAGGAGUCAAGCUGAAGCUGACAAUAGUUGAUACGCCAGGCUUUGGAGAUGCCGUCAACAACUCAGAUUGUUGGAAGCCGAUCACCGACUACAUCGAUCAGCAGUUUGAACAAUACUUCCGAGAUGAGAGUGGCCUCAACCGGAAGAAUAUCCAAGACAAUCGGGUUCACUGUUGCCUCUAUUUUAUCUCACCGUUUGGACAUGGAUUAAGGCCGGUUGAUGUGGAAUUCAUGAAGGCCCUCCAUGAAAAAGUGAAUAUCGUCCCCCUCAUUGCGAAAGCCGACUGCCUCGUUCCCUCCGAGAUCAAGAAACUAAAAGAACGGAUUCGGGAAGAGAUUGAUAAAUUUGGAAUUAAAGUUUACCAGUUUCCCGAAUGCGAUUCUGAUGAAGAUGAGGACUUCAAGCAACAAGAUAGAGAACUGAAGGAGAGCGCGCCCUUUGCAGUCAUUGGUAGCAACACGGUGGUGGAAGCCAAGGGGCAGAGAGUCCGAGGAAGACUCUACCCUUGGGGCAUUGUGGAAGUGGAGAACCAGGCACACUGUGACUUCGUGAAGCUACGAAACAUGCUGAUCCGAACCCACAUGCAUGACCUGAAAGACGUGACGUGUGACGUUCAUUAUGAGAACUAUCGGGCACAGUGCAUCCAACAGAUGACCAGCAAACUGACUCAGGACAACCGAAUCGAAAGCCCAAUUCCCAUCUUGCCGCUUCCAACCCCGGAUGCCGAAACGGAGAAGCUCAUCAAGAUGAAGGACGAAGAGCUGAGAAGAAUGCAGGAGAUGCUACAGAAAAUGCAACAGCAAAUUCAAGAGCAGUGAGAAGGAACCAGGACGAAGAGAGCGACGGAGGGGUGUCUCUGUGUGUGUGAGAGAGAGAAAGCAACCUGGGUUCCAUCCUGCUGGCGAAACAGCUUCAGGAAACUUUUUUUUUUCCCUACGAUCCAUACGAGCAAAAAGAGACUUGCGAGUGAGAGGCACCACCAACUCACCUUCUCCUUCCAAAGCUGAUGAACCGUCUUGCAAGACGGGAAGAGGUCCCCCCACCCCUCGUUUCUCCGAGAGUAUCCUAGUAUUUAAAUGAAAAUUUCUGGGGGUGGGGUGGGGGGCGUCUGAAGUGUGAGGACUCUAUGAACGUCCACGUUAAAUGUUUACGACUAACCACGGUGCUGUGAUUUUUCCUCCUCCUCCUCCUCCUCUUCCUCUUCCUCGCCUUCUCUCCUUUCAUCCCACCCCCUUUCUUAAUACCUGCCUUUUUUUUGUGGGGGGUGGGCAAUGACAUUCUUACAUAUAUCUGAGCAAAACGUUGGUGGGGCUUCCUGGGCAGAUUUGAUUUGGCUUGGGAAAGACUUUUUGAUUCUUUCCCCUGCCUGUUUUGAGAUAAUAAGGAGCAGAAAGUUGGCUGUUUGGGGAUGAGGGAUACAAAGAGAAAAAACACGAAAAGAAACCCAGUGCGCCAAAGAAAGGAAAAGAAAGGGGGGAAAAUAGAAAGAGUAACUUCCCCAUCACUCCAGCAGGUAGAAAGUUUAAAUUAAUGCAUAGCUUGUCAGCAUCUCGAAUAAAAGCUGGCCUCUUCCUCCACCCCCUUAAAUUCAUCUCUUAAGAAAUAAAAAAGAAACGCAGUGCGGAAAAGAAAGGGGGGGGGAAAGAAAAGAAAAACAGAUUAAGAAUAACUGGCCCAUCACCCUCAAUUAAUUAAUUUAAUGAAUUAAAACAAUUAAUGCACAGCUCCUCAGCCUCUCUAAAUAGAACCUAAUCUCCCUCUCUCCAUAGUUUAUCUCUAAGGGACAACCCCGCAGGGGUGAAAUCUACUUACAUUCCCUACUGGUUCGGAAGGGCGCGGGCACACGCUUGCUCGUUCCGAUUGCAUUCACGCCAUUAUCAGAUUUUUUUUAACUCUCUGUGCAUGCGCAAAGCCUUCUGCGCACGCGUAGAGGGUCAGAAACAGGUUACUUCCUGGUUAAAACCAGGAAGUAACAAUGUCCGGGUGGGUGGGCGGAGUCUCGUGCUGCCGGCGCUACCAGUUCGCUGAACCACAUGCUGCCGGCACUACCAGUUCGCCGAACCACAUGUUGCCGGCACUACCAGUUCGCUGAACCACAUGCUGCCAGCACUACCAGUUCGCUGAACCACAUGCUGCCGGCACUACCAGUUCGCCGAACCACAUGUUGCCGGCGCUACCAAUUCGCCGAGCCAGAUGCUGCCGGCACUACCAGUUCGCGCGAGCUGGACAGAACCGGCAGGAUUUCACCACUGCAACCCUCCUCCAGAACAAAAUCCAUAAGUCAGAUACUGCUUUGAAAGGUUGCACACAGGCUGUGUUAAUAUACCCCUCCAUCCCUGGAUGUCCCAUUUUGCUUCAUAUCCGAAAUGCUAGGAACUUUCCCUCCUUUAUCCUAUUUUCCCCUUGUUGGUUUUUUUUUUUUUUCCUUGCUAACCUGGUGCUGCAAAGACUUUUCUUGGGUUUUUUGUGUUUCUCUGUUUGUGUGUGUGUGUGUGUGUGUUUUUUUUUUUUAAAGCAAAAGGAAAUGAUAACACUUUGGCCUGUUGAAGUGAGAUAAGGAUCCCCUCCCGACACCCAGCAAUGCAUAGAACCAGCGGCGUGCUUCUUUUAAAAUAGUAUUUUGUUUUUGCCCUGUUGACAAAAGAUAAACUUAUUUUUCUCCCACUAACAAACUACUCUAAAAUAAGAAAGUAAGACACGCUCA